CCACGAGUAAUUGUACACCCUGUUGGAAAUGCUGUACACCUUAUUAACAGACAGCAGCAAACACGAGGAUGGGGCCGCGUACGUGAAAAAGGGCUAAAUGCAAAUGCAAGGUUUUAAACAAACGUUUUGUGCCGUCUCUGCCCUCUUGCUUCUUCUUUUGCGAAACAACUCAUAGUGUAAAAAAAAGGGAAAGAAAAGAGCUGUCCAAAUGGACUUCGAAAGUGCGAAUCCUUUUAAUGUUCGGGUGAACAAGAUCUCGGGGAACCUGCUACCGAUGAGGAUCGAUGGAUCAUCGUUUUCGACACUUUGGAAGAUUUACAGCAGCUUGAUAUGGCUACUGGAGUUGAUACAAAUGAUCAUAUUAAUUCCCGGUUGCAUGCUCGUACCAAAAGCAAAAGCUCUGAAAGACGGCUCGGUCUCUGCCGCGAUCACCCUAGAGGUGGUCUUCGUGGUUGUGCGAAUCCACAUGCAUAGAAGACUAGUGCAACGAAUAAUCGAGAAAUUGAACGAAAUUUUACGCUUGGACGAUGAAAUGAUGCGAAGUAUAGUAAUGGCGAGCCUAAAGUCGAUGGAAGUUCCCUUGAAGUUUUAUUGGUCGGCCGGCGUAAUAUCCAUAAUAUUGUGGAGCAGUACACCGCUUUUAAUGAUCUUCGAGAAGAAUUCUUUUUUUUACGUGGAUUUCAGAAUGCCAAUCGCCUACAGUAAAGAACCAAUAUCCACUGGCUCUUUCGUGAUAGGUAGUCUCAUCAUCAUGUUCAGCAGCAUAUUCAUAUUCACAAAGAAGGUCGCCGCGGACAGCUAUACAAUACAUCUCACGCUACUAAUAACCGCACAGUAUCGUUACAUAGCGUCGAAGCUCUCGAUAAUAUUUCAAAAUAACACUUUGCGGAAUGGUAGCAACGAUCCGUUCGGCAAUAAAAAUUAUUUGACAACUGAUCUAUCUGCGCAAAACGAGAUCAAAGCGAUGUGCCGACAUCACAAUGCUGUCGUUCGUGUAAUGUCCAUGCUAAAAGAACUACUGUCUUUAAAUUUUAAUUUCUUAUAUAUCAACAGUGUUUUUCGAUUCUGCUUUAUUGGUAUAAUGAUUCUGGCAGUACCGUCGACGAAUCUGUUAGAGGGAUCUUUGAUUAUUAUGUACGCGAGCGGUGGAAUAGUGCAACUCUAUAUACUGUGCUCUUGCGUACAACAGUUGUUAGAUGCGGCCGUCGAAAUAACGAACAAAGCGUUUCACGAAAAAUGGUAUCAGCACGAACCAUCCGUAAAACGUACAUUUUUAUUGCUGAUAAUGGCAAAUAACUUGGACUGCAAACUCGCCACAUUCGAGAAAUUCAAUUUAUCUUUACCCUCAUUCAUGGCGAUUCUAAAUCAGUCCUAUUCAAUAGCUUUACUGAUCUUUAGGACUACUUAAAUGUGACGAUAAAAAAAAUUGUUAGCUCAAUUGUACAUUCUGUUAUGUUCGAAAAUUUAUAAUUAACAAAAUAUCACAGGAUAUAAUGAGCACAGGGAAAAGAUAAUGACUGAUUUUUGGAAGCACACGAAGAUGAAAUUAUUAAACGAUUUAGUAGUUAUUAUUAUUCUAUAUAUUUUGCAGUAGAGAUGAAUUUAGAUUAAAAUUGAUUUUUUUAGCGCAUGUUAGUAAUACCUUUGUAUCAUUUUUUCUCAUAAACAUACUGUAGUUAUUGUUAA
This is a messenger RNA of Harpegnathos saltator (Jerdon's jumping ant), 1686 nucleotides long. RefSeq names its product putative odorant receptor 92a. NCBI's taxonomy places the organism in Eukaryota, Metazoa, Arthropoda, Insecta, Hymenoptera, Formicidae. Gene Ontology annotation, biological process: sensory perception of smell; detection of chemical stimulus involved in sensory perception of smell. The transcript is spliced from 5 exons. Gene Ontology annotation, molecular function: olfactory receptor activity; odorant binding. The record is from RefSeq and is a predicted model, not a curated record. Gene Ontology annotation, cellular component: plasma membrane. The coding region runs from base 209 to 1408 and encodes 399 amino acids.